AUGGAACCUCAAAAACCAGUCGUAGUCAUUGUGCCGGGCUCUUAUCACCGACCCUUCCAUUACCGCAAGGUUGCCGACCCCCUACGCGCCCAGGGGUAUGAAGUGCUCUCCUUUGACUUGGCUGUUUGUGGAGAAUCAGUGGAUCCCGAAUUGAGCUUCUUCGACGACGCAGCUGUGGUCAGAGAGCAUCUACUUCCACUACUCGAUCAAGGCAAAAAAGCCGUUGUCGUCUCUCACAGUUAUGGCUCUCUGCCCGUGAGCGCACUCGUUGAGGGUCUUACAGUUGCUGAACGCACUGAGAAGGGUCUUGAGGGUGGAAUCGCUGCUGUGGUCAAUAUCGCCGGAUUCGUGUUUCCUAUUCGCGGCAAGAGCAUCUCGGGUAACGAGCAGAACCCUCCUCCGCCACCUUACCAGACCUGGAAGGACGGUAUUGCACACCUCCUAGACACGGCUAGACCGCUGUUCUUUUCCGAUCUCUCCCCCGAAGAAGCAGAAGACGCAUGGGCGCAUCUGCACACGAAACAAACCACAAAGAGCUUCCACACAUGGCCGCAGUGCGUGGAGAAAGAAUACCGAUGCCCCAAGACCUAUGUGUUGUGUGAAAAUGAUGCCGCGGUGCCACCUCCAUUCCAGGAACAGAUGGCUGAGCUUGGUGGGUUUGAGAUCGUCAGAGUCAAGUCAGGCCAUGCUCCAUUUUUGACCAUCCCCGACGAGGUUGUGGCGAUCAUCAACAAUGUUGCUCAAUCUGUCAACUAG
Molecule: messenger RNA, 756 nt
Organism: Penicillium brasilianum
Lineage: Eukaryota; Fungi; Ascomycota; Eurotiomycetes; Eurotiales; Aspergillaceae
Source: the annotation of a GenBank genome assembly